AGAGGCAGACACCACAAAACAAAAACAUGGUCAAUGAUUUGCAUUUGUCGAUUCUCCUCCUUUCUUCCUCUUUCUUCGUUUUCGCUCUCUUAUUCGUUUCUAUCUUGUCUUCUUUCCGAAUCCACGCCGUAGAUCCGUUGUUCCCUUCCCACAGUUUUCACUCAAUCAGAUGCUGAGGUGUUUUCUUUCUCUCUCGUUUCUGUGACCACUGCCUCUGCAUUGCAUUGCUAUUCUACUUUCAUGCCGGUUGCCACACAUGACACGCUAGAAAUUGAUUAGAUUUUGGUGCCAAAAGUUGCUGUUGUCUAUCCAGAUUUCUCUUGAGAGUUGUGUUUAUCUCUAGACAACGGUCUGCGUGACCUGGUAUUUGAGUUGAAUAGAAUCUGCAACAAAAUCUACCUGAUCUUUUCUUAAGGCGAUGGCAUCAGCGGGUGUAGCGCCUGCUUCUGGAUUAAGAGAUGUAAAUGCAAGUUUGGUUGCUGUUGAGAGGUUGCCUGAUGAGAUGAACGGCAUGAAAAUUAGGGAUGAAAGGGAAAUGGAAGAAACCGUGGUAGAUGGAAAUGGGACUGAAACAGGACAUAUAAUUGUCACUACCAUUGGUGGUAAAAAUGGCCAGCCAAAGCAGACAAUAAGCUACAUGGCUGAGCGAAUUGUUGGACAUGGAUCGUUUGGUGUAGUUUUCCAGGCAAAGUGCUUAGAGACAGGGGAAACUGUGGCUAUAAAGAAGGUUCUUCAAGACAAGAGGUACAAGAACCGGGAAUUGCAAACCAUGCGCCUUCUGGACCAUCCUAAUGUUGUAGCUUUGAAGCAUUGUUUCUUUUCAACAACUGAAAAGGAUGAGCUUUAUCUUAAUCUGGUUCUUGAGUAUGUUCCUGAGACUGUCCAUCGAGUUGUCAGACAUUACAACAAAAUGAAUCAAAGAAUGCCACUGAUAUAUGUGAAACUCUAUUUUUACCAGAUAUGUAGAGCACUGGCUUAUAUUCACAACUGUAUUGGAGUGUCUCACAGGGACAUAAAACCUCAAAAUUUACUGGUCAAUCCUCACACUCACCAGCUGAAGCUUUGUGACUUUGGGAGUGCAAAAGUUUUGGUCAAAGGGGAACCAAACAUAUCUUACAUCUGUUCUAGGUACUAUAGAGCUCCUGAGCUUAUAUUUGGUGCAACUGAGUACACCACGGCCAUUGAUAUAUGGUCAGCUGGUUGUGUACUAGGUGAACUAUUGCUUGGCCAGCCUCUCUUUCCUGGCGAGAGUGGAGUAGAUCAGCUUGUUGAAAUUAUCAAGGUUUUAGGCACCCCAACAAGGGAAGAAAUCAAGUGUAUGAAUCCUAAUUACACUGAGUUCAAAUUUCCACAAAUUAAAGCUCAUCCAUGGCAUAAGAUUUUUCACAAACGUUUACCUCCUGAGGCUGUGGAUCUCGUCUCAAGGCUACUGCAAUACUCUCCAAAUCUUCGAUGCACUGCUCUGGAGGCCUUGGUUCAUCCAUUUUUUGACGAACUGCGUGAUCCAAAUACCCGCCUACCAAACGGAAGAUACCUUCCUCCACUCUUCAACUUCAGAGCCAGUGAGCUUAAGGGAGUGCCUCCAGAGAUGCUGGUGAAACUGAUUCCAUCUCAUGCAAGAAAGCAGUGUGCCUUGUUUGGAUCAUAGUGUAGCCUUGUGUAAAUAUAAUCCACUCUGCCUGUAGAAGUGUAUCUAGUCUGUUUCCGGUUGUUAAUAGUUCUUCCCCCCCACCCUUGUUCUGUUAAUUUAUCCCCUCGCCAAAAGAAAAGACCCCUGGAAAGCCGUUUGAGAAGAAGCUUCAACUUGAUUUCUGUUUAGGAUUUAAUUGGUUUUCUCAUCUUCAAAGUUUUAACAGGUUGUAUUAAGUAAUUAGGAGAACCAUUGUAUACUCAACUUGUAUACUUGAACAAUUACGGUGUGAUCCGGGAGGGAUGCAUUAAAAGUUGUUUGUUAUACUCCCGCCUCCCCUUAAUUAUGAGAAACUUUACUUUGGAUGAUUAUCUUGCUUUCAAGGAAUUGUUGUUCAUGUUCCCUUAUUA
Cajanus cajan (pigeon pea) is the source of this 2040-nucleotide messenger RNA. The record is from RefSeq and is a predicted model, not a curated record. NCBI's taxonomy places the organism in Eukaryota, Viridiplantae, Streptophyta, Magnoliopsida, Fabales, Fabaceae.